This is a messenger RNA of Procambarus clarkii (red swamp crayfish), 6986 nucleotides long. RefSeq names its product proteasome adapter and scaffold protein ECM29. Gene Ontology annotation, molecular function: molecular adaptor activity. NCBI's taxonomy places the organism in Eukaryota, Metazoa, Arthropoda, Malacostraca, Decapoda, Cambaridae. Gene Ontology annotation, cellular component: nucleus; cytoplasm. The record is from RefSeq and is a predicted model, not a curated record. Gene Ontology annotation, biological process: proteasome assembly.
AGUACAGCUGUUUAUUUCACGCCGCCAUGAACGCUGUGGCGCUCAGCUGAUGACAGUGCACAUCCCAGGUGGCUCCUGUACACAUUCUUGUACACCUACACCUCCCUCCCCCUGCUGCACUAGGAUACCAGGGCACCCCUGAGAUGCAAGGGUAAACCUACUCGCCUGUAAACCACUAGCCUGUUUACACCAUGACGACUCCGGUACUUCAUAACCUCCACGACGAGCUCUUGUUGGUAGAGCGUGUGUUUCUUCGGAUUGGCUCGGCAGCAACAGAUGAUGUUUUGCAGGAAGAGUUGCUGAAAUUCCUAGCUCCUGUGAUUUUGAAAUUAGCAUCUCCACAUGAACCUGUUCGAAAGAAGGUGAUGGAAUUAUUGAUUCAUGUUAACCGCAGAGUUAAAGAGCAUGAAAGUAUCCAGCUGCCAGUGGAGUCACUCCUGGCUCAGUACCAGGAUCCCAGUGCCACGGCAUUUGUCACGAAUUUCUCGAUUAUCUACAUUAAGAUGGGAUAUCCCAGGCUGGACCUUAACAAGCAAGUAGAGCUGCUACCAUCCAUGCUUAACAGUUUGGAGGGUAAACCAGCUCAGCAUCAAGACAGUCUUCUGCUGUUGAUGGUGCCAGUGUUUGGUCAUAUGAAGAUUCCAGAAACUGCUGAAAAAACUGCAUCGCUGUUUGGUCUGCGGGAGAGGCCAGGAGUUGCUAAGCUGCUUCUUGACUUCAUGCUGGACAUCUUGCUUCUUCCCUAUGGUGCUACUCCACUGUCUCAGCAAAGAGUGAGUGAUGGAGCUGAAGAUAAUUCUGAUGGUCCUCCGGUUCCUGGUGUACCAGCAGGAAUGAGCAUCCACACCUUUAAACGAGUCAUAGGAGACGUGGCACCCAAACCUGAAGAUCUGGAGAAACUUAAAGUUUCAGUUAUUAAGUUCUUAAGUUCCGAAGUAUUGCCGCCUUCCUCUGUUGUGUUGCAGUUGAUUGUAGGAGCAGCCGAUACGAGGUUUUCUGUUGCCAAUGCAGCCGAGUUACAUCUAAAAAGAAUAGAUGGCAGUGUGGGAUGGAACAGCAGUGCAGUAAUUGCACCUCUGUAUGUUCUUUUUCUUGGCACUCUUAUGCCAAAAGAUAAAACCCCAGCAGAUAAGUUUAAAAACCCGGCUAAUACAAGAAUUCGAUUAAAGCUCAUGCCGUACCUUUUGAAGUCUAAAGAAGCAUGUAAUUAUGCCCCUCUUGCUCUGAAGGUGUUUUUUGAAUGCCUUUGGGGACAAAAUUCAAAUACAAAGUUGAAGCAACAGGGUGUAACAUUUCUGCAUCAUAUAGCAUUCAAUGCAGACAAGGACAAGCUAUCUCCCGUGGGAAGUGUACUUUUUGGUGGAGUUGUUAAGGUUAUUGAAGAAGAAAAAUGUGAUGCAAGACUGCGGUCACUAGCAUAUGGCGCUUUGGCAAAAUUAUCCGUUAAACUUCCAAACCUUCUGCUGUCGCAUCCAUCUCAGCUUCAUUACCUGCAAACCUUAAUGAAUGCUCUCACACAGGAGGAAGGAGAUGUCUUGCUGGCAGUGCAAGAGGCUCUGUCAAUGGUGGCACCUGUUUGUAAACAGCUUAAUACAUCAAGCCAGGAUGAACUUUGUAUUCUCCUGUCAGAACAUGUGUUGCAUCAUAAUGCCCAGCUAAGGCGUACAGCUGUCAAUUAUGCAGCAUCGGUAUUUCCUCACGACCAUGUUCCUUCCAGGUUCAUUCUCAUGGUGGCUACAGGAGACAGCCAUGAUGACAUCCGGAUAGAGUCACGAAGACAAUUAUAUAAAGCAUCCAAAGAAGCUAAAGAUGGAACUCCUUCAUUUCAAGCACCGCCAUUCUCGGCUGUCAUUACCUAUGUUCUGGAGCGUGUAGAUUCACUGCCAAGAAGUAAAUGGCAUGAUGUUGCCAACCAACCAGUUCCAUUUUCUCUUCCAGUAAUGGAGCAGAUGCUGAAAUAUCUAGAACACUGUUUGGAAGUUGAAGCAGGCAACCAGGGUGGGCGUGAGGAAGGGCUGCUAUGGGUCGACCCACCUGCCGUUGGAAAACUGCUCCACCAGAUUGUAGAACAACACCAGCAGAACGUGUCUUCUGGAGCUAUAUCAAAAACUCCCAACCCAUUCAUGAGAUACAUUGGCUUUGCUGAAUUGGCAGCCAAUGCUUGGUCUGCUGCAGCCUUGGAAUCAAUCCUAAGAGUGGUAGCUGUUGCUCCCGAACUUUUUGUUGCUCAUUAUUCCUUAAAAUUGGACUGGAUACGGAAAUUUAUCCUUCGUGGAGGCCAUUAUGGAGAGGUGGCAGCUCAUCUGUUUGGUGUGGUUUCUGGUCAAGUGCAGAGUCAGCAGGAGUUUGAGAAGGUCAUGUACCACAUUACCAACAUGAAAAAUUUGCGUGUGGACAGCCAAGAGAGCUGCGUGCUUGCAGUGGGCCACAGCUAUGCUUACAAUAUUAAUAAUAUGAAGAAAUCUGGUGUAUUCCUUGAAGACUGGCCAGCAUUCGAGUCUGUUGUUCAUGAGCUAGUGCGUCAGAUGGUGAGUGAGAACAGCCCCAUUCAAAAUGCUUUAGUGAUAGCAAUAGGAGAGAUGGCCAGGCAGAGCCCUCUGCCUCUACCAGUUGGUGUUGCUCAAGAGGACAGCAAGCAACUUUCAUCUCUUGCCUUGGUCAAUGCUCUUGUCAAGAUAUUCAAGACCAAAACACUGCCAUCUAAGGUUCGGGAACAAGCCAUUGCCACAACUGGAUAUCUUUGUGUUGGUCAUCAAGAAUUUCCUCACAAGAAAAAAAUUAUAGAAUCCCUGCUGUCUCUAGCUAAGGAGACAAGUGAAAUUGAAGUUCACUUUGCUGUUGGGGAGUCCCUGGCAGACUGUGCUCUUGGCACAGAGUCACCUUCAGGAAGAAAUCUCUGGAUUGAUGUGGAUCCCAUGAAAGAGGACACGGUUGAAGAGGUAGAAGAAAAUAUGGAAGAGGGUUGCAGAGAAGAAAAAGAAAAGGACACAGAUGAAGCUAUGGAAAAGGAUUACGUGAAGUCUGCAGAUAAGGCUCUCCCUGAUAUUGAUGAAGCAAUGGACACAAGUGAAGGUGCUGCCACAGGCGACGAUGUAGUUACAAACACACAAGUUGAGAAAGAUGUUUUGACGUGGGUUUUGGGUGAACUUCUUGAUAAAUAUGUUCGACAGACACAACCAAGUGUUAGACAGGCAUCGUGCAUCUGGCUUCUUGCUUUGCUGAAGAGGUGUCGCACAAAGCCAAUUAUUCAGCAACGACUAACUAGCAUCCAGCAAGCCUUCAUGAACCUUCUUGGUGACAAUAAUGAUUUAGUUCAAGAUGCAGCCUCAAAGGGCUUAGGUGUUGUAUAUGAAUGUUGUUCUGAGGCAACAAGACAGUCCAUGGUUGAAGGGCUGGUGCAGACUUUAACAGAAGGAAAACGAACCAUCAAGAAUAUUACUGACGACACUAAAAUUUUUCAAGAAGGAGAGUUGGGCAAAGCUCCAUCAGGAGCACAAUUGUCGACAUAUCGUGAACUGUGUUCUUUGGCAACAGACCUCAAUCAGCCUGACCUUAUCUACAAGUUCAUGAAUCUUGCCAAUCAUAAUUCAAUUUGGAAUUCUAAAAAGGGAGCAGCAUUUGGUUUUGGCACACUUGCAUCACAAGCUGGUGCCCAGCUGGAGCCAUACCUACCCCAGAUCAUCCCAAAAUUGUAUAGGUACCAGCACGACCCAACACCCAAGAUCCAGCAACCAAUGGCUGCUAUUUGGAAUGCUCUAGUCACUGAUAAUGCAAAAACUAUUGAGAAGUAUUAUGACCCAAUCCUGUGUGAUCUCAUUAGCAACUUAACUCAUAGCAUGUGGAGAGUACGUGAGUCAUCUUGCCAUGCCCUCACGGAUCUACUGCGGAGACAGUCGGCGGCUAAAGCAAUAAACAGAAUUACAGAAAUUUGGACAACUCUCUUUAGAGUGCGUGAUGACAUCAAAGAAUCUGUUAGACAAGCAGCAGAGAAAACAUUACAUGCAUUGAGUAAAAGUUGUAUCAAGGUAUGUGAAGGUACUGGUGAGCAGAGUGAGAAGAUGCUCAAGGAAGUACUUCCCACUCUAUUAACCUCAGGUAUUACCAGUACUGUAAGUGAAGUAAGAACCGUGAGUCUGCAGACCGUGUCCAAGUUAUGUCGCACGGGAGGCUCGAUGGUAAGGCCACAUUUGGGCACUCUCAUUCCUGCUCUUCUGGAAGCUCUCUCGGGACUUGAGUCUCAAGCUCUGAGUUAUACAUCUGUGAGGCUAAAUGAUGAUGACAGGGAGAAGUUGGAUGUGGCUCGAGUUGCUGCAGCACGAAGUACACCAAUGAUGGACACGUUGAAUUAUGUCUUGCAAUUUGUUGAUGAAAGUGCAAUGGAGAAAUUAGUAGUAGGUCUGGUGGAUGUUCUCAAGAGCUCUGUUGGUCUUGCAAGUCGUGCCGGUGCUGCUCAUGUUGUAGAGACAUUAACCCAUACCUGUCCUGCACCCUUAGAAAAAUACACAGGGAAACUCUUGGCUGCACUUGUUAAUGGUCUCAGUGAUAGAAAUCCUGUGGUGAGGAAGGUAUAUGCCAAUGCUAUAGGUAAUCUUGUUAAAACUGCCAAAGCUUCUAGUAUAGAAAAGAUUCUUACAAAAUUGCAGUUGUGGUACUUGGAGAAAGAUGAGGAUACUGUAAGGAUGAGUGGUGCCCUCACCAUCCGCAGUAUGCAUGCUCAAAAUAGUGAUAUUAUGAAACAACAUGCUUGCCAAGCUAUGCCACUGGCAUUUUUGGCUAUGCAUGCAGAGAAAACUAUUGAUGGUGAUCCUAGUGGUGUUGAAAUUUGGGAAGAAAUUUGGUCAGAUAAUACUCCUGGAACAGAAUCAGGAGUGAGGCUGUAUUUAAAUGAAAUCAUUUUGAUCUGUGAGCAAGCUCUUCAAAGUUCAAAUUGGGCAAUGAAGGCUCAAGCUGGCAGAGCCUUAUCAACAAUGUCUGAGAAACUUGGCUCAAGUAUGAAUGAUAGUCUUGUCACCUCCUUGAUCACUCUUCUCACCAACAGUCUACAAGGCAGAACAUGGAUUGGAAAAGAAUCUCUUGUAACCGCACUCUCAAAUGUAGCGAUGCACACCAAAUCAAUACUAGGUACCUUGAAGCACCCAAGCAGAGAUGAAUUGUUAGUGGAAGAUGUAGUGAAUGUCCUGACGAGGGAAGCCAGCAAGGAGAAGAUGGAAUAUAAGAUCCAUGCCAUAAAAGCCCUCACUACAGUUUUAGACACCUACCACAUUGACAGAUUUGAGCAAGUUUUUGACAUCUGUCUCCCAUAUUUGACACCUGACAAGCAAGAUCAGGAAGACGCAGAUGAUGUAGAGCACAACAAAAAGCAAGAAUCAUUGCGGUGGGACCUUAUAGACGAGAUGGUACACUCCUUAGGGAGAGCUUGGCCUUUAUCCAAUGAUACCCAAGAAAAAUAUAGUGAGCAAGUUGUGGAAAUGUUGAAUAACAGUGUGUCACGCGUUCCACGCAAGACACAGUUAAGUAUUGUUGGAGCAUUGAAGCACUUCUGGAGUAGACAUUUUCUCUUGAAAGACCUUCCAGCUUCAUUAGGGACACCUCUGUUUGACCCUCUCAUUCACCACUCUUGCAAAAUUUUCAAUUACUGUUUAGGUGUCGCAAAGUUUUAUAGUCUGCGAAGAGAAUCCCUUGUUGUAUUGAAUGAAUUCCUGGAAAAAGUGAAAGUAUGCGAGACGUUGGUAGUGCGGCUUCGCAUGGAUCUGUUGUCCGGUGUUGAAGAAGCCCGCAGAGAUGCCCAGCCUGACGUUCAAUCUCUGGCCGCCUCCGCUCAUCGCAUACUUCUUCUGGAAACCAGGGAUUAAAAAUACAGUAAACUGUAAAAUACAGUUAUCUGUGAGUGCUCAUUAUUUUCUUUAGAAAUGUCCAAUUACACACAAUCACAUAAAAAUACAUAUAAUAUCUUAUGUAUACCAUACAUAAAUAAUUAUUCAUCUCAAAGUGAUGAAGUAUGUAGUAAAAUUCAAACAAUUGUACAAUUUGCUUGGUAGUUACCUAACUUUGAGUUUAUUAUUUAUUUGCUCUAUUUGUCACACUUCCUUUGGAUAUUGUGUGUAUAAUUAGGUUUUGCAAUUACUCUAUAUCAAGUGAUGAAAAUGUGUAUAAAUCUUUUAAAAAUCUAAGUUUGAUGUAAUUAAAUUUUUAUUUUCAUUUUGACGUAACGAAAUAAGUCGGAGGAUGGAAAUUAGAUUAGCAUUGUCUAUUUCUUACAAAGGCACCUGUUUACCAAAACAUCUUGUAGUUGGUUGACUUUUUUAAUACUAGUUAUGAUGUAUUCUAAAUCUAAUAAAAUAAAACUUAUUAUAAAUGUCAAAUCAAGUAUAAUUCUGCAUUGCUGACCAUUUAUAUACCUGAUGCUAAUGGGUGUGAGAAAUUUAUUUUAUAAUUUAAUUAUGUACAGUGUAUUGACAAGUUUUAGUUGUUAAAUUUGUAAGCAAUGAGUAAGGGGAAAAGUUUGGGACCAACAUGAAUUGAAGAUUGCAUUUAGGAAACCAUUUAAGGAUGGUUUAGUCCAGCUGCUGUUGUCCAUAAUCACAAAUGGGCAAGACCUAGGGGGUGGGUUCGAUUUAGGUGGCGAUUCAUGGCUGUACUAGGAAUUAUAUUAUUUUGUUGAUGUUGCAAUGACAAUAUUAACAUCUUAAUGUUAUCUACUGUCAUUUGUGAUAUGGGGACCUGAGUAGAUCCUGAAACUUUACUACGUGCAUCCUAGUGUGGGGUGUCUGAACAUAAGGUAUUUACAAUAGCAUAGUGGACAUUAUUUACAAAAUUCUACAUCACAGGAAAGCACCCAGAUCUAUAUUUUGUUGGGUGUAUAGAGGCUAGUUGUAUAGUGGCUGUUUUCUUAAAACCCAUUCAACAUAUCCUGUAGCACCUGCUCAUUGUACCGUUUAUAUUUUUCAACCUUUAAAUAUAGCUUUAAUACAUUAUCAAAUUCCAUA